CCCCACAUAAGGAAUCGAUGGCUUCAGCAGUUCCAUGGAACCGGUCUUAUUGUUCCAGUUGGUGGUACCCGAUUCUGGUCACCUGAUUGGCUUCCAGGUUACUGAGUGCUCGAGUGCUUACUCCCCCCAACUCCGUCCCAUCGGCAAGAAAUUAUCGUGGUAAUUUUGGCCCAUUGGCGGGAGGUAAUAAUUAAUUAAUUGAGGAAGAAAAAGAAAAGGCACCACUUUAGACUGCGCACGCGCGGAUCAAGCAAGCAAUGCGACCAUACGUCAUUCCAUCUCACAGUCCAUUCGGCUUAUGAUAGACCAUUCCCGAGUGGCUAAAAUUCGGCGCAACCGGGGAAGGAGAGUCAAGAAAAGGGGCCUGGAUAGGCAGGACAGCCAGAGAGCUCGGAGAAAGAGAGAAGUAGGCAAAGGGAGGCGAAAAAAAGGCAGAAAAGGGAAAAGAAGGGCGCUAAUUGAUAUCCCAGGCCGACCUUUGAUUGGCUCGAUGGGAUCUGCUGAGACUCAGGUCUCUGCAUGGACAAGGUUGGGAAAAGUGGUGCGACGUCAGGCACCAAAUGAGAUCGUUGGAGGGCGCCAUGAUAGCCUUACCGUUCUACAAGGCCAGAGCAGUCGACAUCUGUCAGGUACGGAAAGCCAUUGCAGAUGCCGGGAGGCUUCUGCCGUGUUCUUAAUCGCAUAUGUAACGUGUGCCAGGUACUUUGCAGAAGCGAAGUCUCACUGCGACGGCUUGCAUUGUUCUUUGCUCGUCUGGCCAGGUUGGGAGGUAGAUAAAAUCAAGUACUGGUGUAUGAGUUUAUUUUUUUCCGCUUCCAUCGUCCGAAUCUGUCCGCCCAACCUCCCCGGCGUUAUAAGCAGCCACCCACGUCCCGACUGGAGAUGCGCGCGAUGGGUUCGUUCAAGGGAGGCGAUUCAAGCCCGUUGGACCUUGAAACGGAAGUAAUCCGAAGUCGCGGGAAAAAAAGAUGAUGACAUCAGACAGUCAACUCCGCCGCCGCCGCGGCCGCCGCCGCAGCGGUGAGUUGAGGGAGG
Messenger RNA from Aspergillus aculeatinus CBS 121060, 1035 nucleotides. RefSeq lists its product as uncharacterized. NCBI's taxonomy places the organism in Eukaryota, Fungi, Ascomycota, Eurotiomycetes, Eurotiales, Aspergillaceae. The record is from RefSeq and is a predicted model, not a curated record. The transcript has a single exon. The coding region runs from base 299 to 946 and encodes 215 amino acids.